UGAAGUGCGGGAGGAGGAGAAAAGUGGACUUGUACCUCGGGCUCGCAGGCUGUCCCACCCCAGCUGAAGGCAUUGAUGUGACCGGAGAGGCUCUCAGCUUUUUACUCGCACUUCUUCCCCCCCCCACGUCUUUCACCCUCACACGCGGAGCACGAAUCCACCUUCUCACCUUUAGUUUAGCGCGUUUCCUUUUCUCUCGCUCCCUUUUAGUCCACCCCCCCCCUCCUCGCUCGACUUUUUGUGUUUUUUUUUUUUUUUUUUUUUUUUAUUGAGGGGAGGGCAACUUUAAUUCAUCUCUGAACCACGAAUUAAAGCUAUUCAUAAGAAGAAAACCGUCUUCACCGCUUCACCGCACGCCACUUGGAGUUGAACGACCUUCACCGGACUUGUUACUGCAGCCGCAACCCACUUUGGGCCACUCUCACCCGGCUCCGCGGCAGCAUCCUCAACAUGAGCCUCAAGACGGACACGGAGACUAACAAUAAUGUCUCCAUGGAGGAGGAGGUCCGAACACUGUUUGUCAGCGGCCUACCAGUUGAUAUCAAACCACGGGAACUGUAUCUUCUUUUCAGGCCUUUUAAGGGUUAUGAGGGGUCACUGAUUAAGUUAACAUCAAAACAGCCUGUUGGGUUUGUAACAUUUGACAGCCGAUCUGGAGCUGAAGCUGCAAAAAAUGCUCUAAAUGGUAUCCGUUUUGACCCUGAAAGCCCUCAGACCCUGCGCUUAGAGUUUGCUAAAGCCAACACCAAGAUGGCAAAGAGUAAGCUGAUGGCCACACCGAACCCCACAAAUAUCCACCCUGCUCUAGGAGCACACUUCAUUGCACGGGACCCAUAUGAUCUGACAGGGGCAGCGCUGAUCCCAGCCUCCCCGGAUGCGUGGACCCCUUAUCCACUGUACACAACAGAACUGACCCCUGGCCUCCCACACGCAGCCUUCACUUAUCCGGCGGCUGCCGCAGCGGCUGCAGCCCUCCACGCCCAGAUGCGCUGGUACCCUACACCUUCUGAGACUUCUCAGCCUGGAUGGAAGUCCCGGCAGUUUUGUUAGAUAUUUAGCGCCUGGAAAUCACACCUUUCUCCGGCUGAAGUGAGGUUGGCCCAGCUCCUUAAUUUAAUCAGGUUUAUUUAAUGGACAAAUGUGCAUUAGAAACAGUAUUUAUAUCUGUGCCAAUUGUCUCUGGGGGAGUCAGGGUUAUAAACUAUCUUACUGUUGACAGUCUCAAUGUGCCAUAUUUUGGGGCACAUUAUAGCACUUGCUAGAACCUUUAACAAGCUAGUCAGAGCUUCAUGGAUGAUCAUUGAGGAAAAUUAACACCUUGAAGUUGUAUAGAUGGUCCCUCUGUGGCAGACUGCUGGCUUUAGGAGUUUUAGAAGUGUGAAGUCAUUGCAUGUUUUUUUUUUUUUUUUUUUGGCAUGAAUUUAGAACGUAGUUGUGUAUUCUAAUUUUUAGUUUGUCUCGUUACCUUGAUUGGGGUAGCAAAACAUUUUUCCGGUAGCUCCUCAGCCAUACACGUCCAAGGUCGACUGUUCUUCAAUGGCUUAGCUCGUAUGGACCUCGUGAAGGCAUCCCCAUGUUCUGACAAUCCCUAGUUUCAUAUUGGUGUCAUUAUUUGAGAAUAAAGUUUUUUUUUUUUUUUUGUACAUUUUGUGUAAUGUGUAUUUAUGCAUUUGUGCAACUAAAUGAUGUAAAAGUUGAAUGUUUAGUUAUCUGUGUUUUGGUGUUUUUGUUCCUAUAAUCCUGUUAAGAUAGUUUUAGAGGAAAAGUGCAAUUUGUUUCGAUGAAGAGAGGUGUGAUAAAGUUCUGAAAGUGUGCCACUCUGCUAAAAUGAGAUUGCUGUGAAACUGGAUUACAAGAUUUGUGGGGGGGCAUUUUGAAAUGGAAGCAGGAUUGUCUGGGAGGAAUUUAGGUUGGUUUAAGAAACAUUUCUCUGUAUCUGCUGUGCAUAAGAUGUAAGCAAAUACUCUUAUGAAUAAAAAGUGAGUGAAUUUC
Syngnathoides biaculeatus (alligator pipefish) is the source of this 1992-nucleotide messenger RNA. It is a transcript of the gene rbpms2a, whose product is annotated as RNA binding protein, mRNA processing factor 2a. The transcript is spliced from 8 exons. The record is from RefSeq and is a predicted model, not a curated record. Gene Ontology annotation, biological process: negative regulation of smooth muscle cell differentiation. Lineage: Eukaryota; Metazoa; Chordata; Actinopteri; Syngnathiformes; Syngnathidae. Bases 451 to 1050 code for a protein of 199 amino acids. Gene Ontology annotation, molecular function: mRNA binding; protein homodimerization activity.